ACCUGGAAACGUAUGCGAGUGGGGAGUGAGGCAUGAACUGACAAACAGUAACCAAUCAGCCGGUGGCCAUGGCGAUGGGUGCCGCGGCGACCGCAUCCACCUGCUUCGCCGCCUCCCCCAGCUUGUCUCGAUGCCGCUCUCGCGUCAGGGCGCAGGCGACGUCGCCUUGGGCCGGGGGCGCGGAGGCGCUGGUGCGGUCGGGCGCGGUGAGGGCCGUGCGGCCGAGGGACGCGGCGGAGGCGCUGGGCGCGGAGGGGUUCCGGCUGCUGGACGUGCGGCCGGAGUGGGAGCUCGCCCGCGCCGGCGUGCGGGGCUCGACGCACGUGCCGCUGUUCGUGGGUGACGACGACAUGGGCCCCGUGACACUGCUCAAGAAGUGGGUCCACUUCGGUUACAUCGGGCUCUGGACAGGCCAGUCCUUCACCAAGAUGAACGAUCGCUUCGUCGACGACGUCGCCGCCGCCGUCGCCGGAGACGGGAAGGACGCCAAGCUCCUCGUCGCCUGCGGCGAAGGCCUCAGGUCGUUGAUCGCGGUGAGGAUGCUGCACGAUGACGGGUACAAGAACCUUGCGUGGCUCGCCGGGGGGUUCAGCAAGUGCGUCGACGGCGACUUCGCCGACGUGGAGGGGGAGAGCAAGCUGCAGUACGCCACCGUCGGGGGAGCGUCCUACAUCUUCCUUCAGAUCUUGCUGCUGCUGGGGGUGGUCAAGUGAUCAAUGGAGAGAGCACAUCGGCAUGAUGCCCACGUAGUCUCCAACCUCAUGCGGUCUUUUGAGCUGAUCUGAUUUGCUCUACUUUGCUAGUAUCGAGUGUACUUGCAUGUGGUGGCACAUAGCUAGCAGCUGCAGAAUUUCUCGCAGCUAGACUUUGCAUUGGCACGAUGAAUCAUGUGUGCACUACACGUUUAUUUCUCCAUUCCAUGAAUCAGUCAGGAGUUCAACCCCA
Molecule: messenger RNA, 945 nt
Organism: Phragmites australis (common reed)
Lineage: Eukaryota; Viridiplantae; Streptophyta; Magnoliopsida; Poales; Poaceae
Product: rhodanese-like domain-containing protein 10
Exons: 2
Coding region: 69-713 (214 amino acids)
Cellular component (GO): chloroplast
Source: RefSeq, a predicted model, not a curated record